Messenger RNA from Lactuca sativa (garden lettuce), 1197 nucleotides. RefSeq lists its product as uncharacterized. The record is from RefSeq and is a predicted model, not a curated record. Lineage: Eukaryota; Viridiplantae; Streptophyta; Magnoliopsida; Asterales; Asteraceae.
AUGACCAAGGCUGGAAUUCCCUCAAGGCAAAUUCUUUCAUCUUUGCGUCAACAGACCCCAGAUUUACCAGCAAUCUCCAGAACUAUAUAUAACGUGAAGAAAAAAAUACGAAAAGAAAAUUUAGGGAAUCAGUCCAUGAUCAAUGCAUUAUUUAAGGAGCUUGAAGAAUGUGGUUUUACAUAUGACAUUUCACAUAAUCCGAAGGGGUAUAUAUCUCGUUUGUUCAUUGCACAUCCUUUGUCGAUUAAAUUGAUAAAAGCCUUCUCUCAUAUCUUUGUGAUGGAUUGCACCUACAAAACCAAUAAAUAUAACAUGCCACUCCUUGAUAUCAUUGGUGUUUCAUGUUUCAAUACAUCAUUUUAUUCUGGGUUUGUUUUCUUGGAAAGAGAAGAUGAAGAAAAUUAUUCUUGGGCAUUACGUGCAUUUAAGGAGAUUAUCGGACAUGAUAAUCAACCGUGUGUGAUUAUGUCAGAUAGGGAAUUGGCGUUAAUGAAUGAACGUAUUAGCCAAUUACAAAAAGUAUUUUGGACCGAUAAGUUCUUGCACUUUGGCAACCGAUCUUCAUCAAGAGCUGAAGGUGCUCACGCCAAACUUAAGCAAUAUUUGCAAGUUUCUACAGGAGAUUUAAGGGAAGUGAAAGAGAAAAUUUGUCUUGCAGUUGAGCAUGAAUUUAAUGAGAUUAAGGUCAAACUCUCAAGUGAGAAACUUCAAGUUCCUCACGAUUGCAAUAUGUUAUUUUUUAAAGAGCUUCUUUAUCACAUUUCUCACUUUGCCUUAAAGGAGAUAAAUAAGCAAUAUCUAGCUACAAAAGAGGGUAGUAUAACUCCAUGCACCGCUACCUUUAUAACAACUAUGGGUCUUCCAUGUGCUCACAAAAUAAAAUAUUGGCAAGAAACUACUUUUUCGUUGGAUUUAAUCCAUCCUCAUUGGAGGAUUGACACACUAUCGCUAAAUUUACAAAAUGAUUUGCAUGAUGAAGGAACCGGUAGAUUCAAUGAGUUGCUUAACGAAUUGUGUUUGGCGUAUCAAAGGUGGCCCUUAAACAAGAAAGAACAUGUAUUUUCAGUGAUCACUAAACUUUUGAACCAAUCUGAUACCGUUUUUGAGCCCGUGAUUCAACGACCAAAAGGAAGACCUCCAAAAUCAAAAAAAGAAAAAAGGAAUAACUUCCACAACACGAGAUCCUUCAAGAUUUGA